Molecule: messenger RNA, 2100 nt
Organism: Triticum turgidum subsp. durum (durum wheat)
Lineage: Eukaryota; Viridiplantae; Streptophyta; Magnoliopsida; Poales; Poaceae
Source: the annotation of a GenBank genome assembly
AUGGCAUUUGACCCAACACCUGCCGAGCGUGGCGUCUACCAUGGAGGUCGUCUAAAGGGCGCAGAGUGUACCUGGGAUGCAAAAGGCUCCAGGGUGGACAAUGUCGUCGUAUUAGCGAGCCGGGGUGUUGGUGCUAGUUGCAGAUGUCCGACAAUGCCCCUAUGCCGGCCGGAGACGUGCAGUAGCGGCAACGGAGGUGAAAGUACUUUUUUGAAUUUACUAUUUAUAAAGGGUGGGCGUGAAACCAUGUUCAUCAAAUCCGCGUCUGUGUCCAUGUCCAAUGAAGGAACCACCUACUCCCGCCCGAAAGGAAAUAUUCAAUUCCUCAAUUCAGUUCCAAGCUUCCAGCCCUCCGGGAUGGACUCCCACCACCCCUCGCCGGAAUACAGCUCGCUCCUCCUCGCCGGCCCUCGUGCUGGCGCUCUGAAACAAGCUCACGCGCGCAUCAUCGUCACAGGCCACAGUCGCUCCCUCCCCUUCAUCACCAAGCUGGCCACGCUCGCCGUCGCAGCUGGCGCCGCCCCGUACGCGCACCUCCUCGCGACCUCCCACCCCGCACCCGACUCCUUCCUCUUCUCCUCCCUCACGCGUGCGGCCGCGCACCACGGCCUCCCGGUCGCCGCUAUUGCCUUCUACCGCAGCCUCCUCUCCGCCGCCCUUCCUUUCUCCAGUUUCACCUUCACCGCCGUCGCCAAGGCCUGCGCCGACCUGUCCGCCAUCCGAACCGGCACGGCCAUCCACGCGCACUCCAUCGUCCUCGGGUUUGGCUCGGACCGUUUCGUGCUGACGUCGCUUCUUGUGCUGUAUUCCAAGUGCGGCCAACUGGGUGUUGCACGCAAGCUGUUCGAUGCAAUUCGUGAUAGAGGUGUUGUCGCUUGGAACGCGAUGAUUUCUGGGUACGAACAGAAUGGGCUUGCCGAGCGGGGGAUCGAGGUGUAUAGGGAGAUGCAGGCGGCGAAGGCGGUGCCUGACUCCAUGACGUUUGUAGCCACGCUCUCUGCUUGCGCACAGGCUGGUGCACUGGACUUGGGGCGUGAAGUGGAGAAACGUAUUGUUUCUGAAAGAAUGGACAUCAGUGUGUUUCUUGGCUCUGCUCUUGUGAACAUGUAUGCCAGGUGUGGUGUUGUGGACAAAGCUCGCAGAUGGUUCGAUGCGCUCCAGGAGCGGAAUGUGGUUACAUGGACUUCCAUGAUCGCUGGAUAUGGAAUGCACGGCCAUGGUCAUGAGGCGAUCAAGCUGUUCCAUUUGAUGAGACGCGAGGGGCCGCCACCCAAUCAUGUCACGUUUGUUGCUGUUCUAUCUGCAUGUGCACACGCUGGGUUAGUCAUGGAGGGUCGUGAUGCUUUUGACUGCAUGAAGAGGAUCUAUGGACUGGUCCCUCGUGUCGAGCACUAUUGUUCUAUGGUUGAUAUGUUUGGAAGGGCUGGACUUCUUGAUGAAGCAAUGCAAUUUAUAAGUGAUUAUAUGCCUGGAGAGCCAGGGCCUGAAGUUUGGACAGCAGUACUUGGGGCAUGCAAGAUGCACAAGAAUUUUAUUCUUGGGGUGGAGGUGGCUGAGCGAUUGAUUGCUCUCGAACCUGAGAAUCCAUCCUACCAUGUUUUGCUUUCUAAUAUUUAUGCUCUGUCUGGUAAAAUGCACCAUGUUGAGAAGGUGAGGAAUACCAUGAUUAAGAGAAGAUUGAAGAAGCAGAUAGGAUUCAGCUUGAUUGAGCUAGGAGGUACUUCCCAUUUAUUUCGCAUGGGUGAAAAGUCUCAUCCACAGACUACAGAGAUUUACCAGUACUUGGAAGAACUGAUUCAUAGGAUUAGUGCUGCUGGCUACAUGCCUGAAACUGAGUCAGUUCUGCAUGAGUUAGAAGAGGAGGAGAGAGAGGGUGCACUUAGAUAUCACAGUGAAAAAUUGGCAGUAGCAUAUGGGCUCAUGAUGAGCGUUGGGAGCACCACUCCUAUCAGAGUAAUAAAAAACCUGAGGAUAUGCGGGGAUUGCCAUCUCGCCAUCAAGUUUAUGUCAGCUGUGGAGAAUCGGGAGAUUGUUGUCAGGGAUAAGCACCGUUUUCACCAUUUUAAAGAUGGCAAGUGUUCUUGUCUGGAAUAUUGGUAA